Molecule: messenger RNA, 380 nt
Organism: Trichoplusia ni (cabbage looper)
Lineage: Eukaryota; Metazoa; Arthropoda; Insecta; Lepidoptera; Noctuidae
Product: ras-related protein RHN1-like
Exons: 3
Coding region: 1-348 (115 amino acids)
Molecular function (GO): GTPase activity; GTP binding
Source: RefSeq, a predicted model, not a curated record
AUGCGGAGGUCCCUUGCCUCACUUUUCAUAAUUCUAGCUAAUUCAUUCAUAAUUUUCAUUCCAGGUGUGGGCAAGACCAGCCUGGUGGUCCGCUACAUCGGCAAGAUGUUCUCCAAGCACAUCUCGCCGACGAUAGGCGCCUCCUUCUUCACCUGCAACAUCAAUCUAGAAAAUGCUAGAGUCAAAUACAGUUCUCCCCAGGUAUGGGACACGGCUGGUCAGGAGCGGUUCCGGUCCAUGGCUCCGAUGUACUACCGGAACGCAAACGCCGCGCUGCUGGUGUUCGACAUCACCAGCGUCAACAGCUUCCAGGCUAUUAAAGGAUGGGUUAAGGAGCUGCAGAGGUGAAUAAAUUGUGUUAAUAAUAAUUUAAAGAAUGA